AUGGAACAACUUUUUAAUUAUGCGGAUUUUCUAUUGGAAUAUCGAGGUGUUCGAAAGGAGGCGGCUUCUAGAGCGUUGCAUUUUUUUCUUCGUGAUCACUCCCUUGAUGUGGUGUGUAUUGCAGAGCCCAUGGUGGAUUCAGUGUCUUUCCCUGCCUGUUUUUUUAAUCGGCUGGGAUUCAUGGUCGAAAUUAUUCAUAAUUCCCGUCGUGACAAAGUGCCAAACUUCUGGGUAGUCGGGAAAAAUUCUUUUGCGAGGCUUGUGAUGGUGCAUUCCUCAGAGCAGAUGACUUCAGUUUCAAUGCAAUGGAAUGGUCAGCAAGUAUUGGUUUCUGUGAUUCAUGCAUCUUGUUUCAGGGCAGAGCGUAGGAAUCUUUGGGUGGAGUUGGGCACUGUGGCUGCCCUGUCCCUUCCAUGGGUUGCUCUAGGGGACUUAAAUGCCACGUUGUAUUCUCAUGAGAAGAGGGGUCCUGGUAGAUUCAAUGUGGGUGCCACGGCAGAGUUCCAGGCCAUGGUGGAUGCUUGUGAUCAGAUAAGCUCUCCAUCCCAGGGAUCAAAAUUUACCUGGACUAACAAUAAAUGUAGAGGACAUGUGGUGGCAAGGCUUGAUAGAAGUUUUUUCAAUGCUCAAUGGUUGGAAGUUUUUGGUGAUUGUGGUCAGCAAGUGCUCCAUAGAUCAAUUUCAGAUCAUGCUCCAAUCCUUUUUUCAUCUACAGCGAUUCCUAAGCCUCGAAAUGCCCCUUUCAGAUUUCAUCGUUUUUGGAUGGAAGAGGAAUCCUUUGAGGACCUGGUGAGGGAUGUGUGGUCUAGGGAGGUUAGGGGUGGUCCCAUUGGCAGGCUGCCAUAUAAAUUAAGGGCGGUGAGGAGUGCUCUAAAGGGGUGGGCAAGACAGAGUUUCCCCAACUUGGAUGUAGCUCUUAAAGAUGCUACUGAAGAAGUGGACGAAGUCCAGAGAACUAUCGACCAGGUAGGGAUGUCUGAUGAUUUAUACUCCAGAGAAGCAGAGGCGAAAACUAAGCUCUUGAAAGCAAUGGAGAUGCACGAAAAACUUUGGGCUGAAAAGGCUCGCUGCAAUUGGGCGAAACUUGGAGACCGUAACUCAAAGUUCUUUCAACUAUCGGUUAAGGUGCAACGUAUAAAGAACAGCAUUCGCAGUUUAAAAAAACAAGUGAUUCCUAAUGAGGUGAAUAGGGAGGACUCUUCCAUACUAGAAGCAAUCCCUGCUAGAGAAGAGAUUAAGAAGGUGGUAUGGGGGUUGGAUCCAGAUAGCUCUCUUGGCCCUAAUGGGUUUCCAGGAGCUUUCUUCAAACAGUGUUGGGAGAUAGUGGGUGACGAUUUUUGUGGGGCUGUGAUUGCAUUCUUCCGAGGUGGGAAGCUUCCGAAUGGAGUAAAUAACAGUUUUGUGACGCUAUUCCCAAAGGUGGAGGGAGCAGUCUCUCUGGAUAAGUUUCGCCCCAUCUAUAAGCAAGGGGCAUUCCAGAAAGGUAAGAUUAUCUCAUCAAAUAUUGGGUUAGCCUCUGAGCUUGCCAAUUUAUUACAUACAUUUGUCAGAGGGGGUGGCAUGGGUAUUAAGAUUGAUGUGCAGAAGGCCUAUGACACAUUGUCACGGGAUUUUCUUUUUGCGGUCCUGAAACGGUUCGGCUUCUCGGGUGUGGUUGGCCUGGAUUCAUGA
Molecule: messenger RNA, 1671 nt
Organism: Macadamia integrifolia
Lineage: Eukaryota; Viridiplantae; Streptophyta; Magnoliopsida; Proteales; Proteaceae
Exons: 3
Coding region: 1-1671 (556 amino acids)
Source: RefSeq, a predicted model, not a curated record